Molecule: messenger RNA, 2346 nt
Organism: Scatophagus argus
Lineage: Eukaryota; Metazoa; Chordata; Actinopteri; Scatophagidae
Exons: 6
Coding region: 159-737 (192 amino acids)
Biological process (GO): endosome to lysosome transport; protein transport; protein modification process
Cellular component (GO): ESCRT I complex
Molecular function (GO): ubiquitin binding
Source: RefSeq, a predicted model, not a curated record
AUAAUUGUGAGGCUGUCCUGUUACUGGCUUUCAAGGGUCAUAAAAGACAGGAGGUUAUCCAUAAACCUGGACAGACAGAAAGUCGAUCAUUGCCGAGUGCUGGUGAGUGGAGAGGUUCGUAGAAGAAGUGAUAUUUUUCUUCUGGAUAAACUGUGAUCAUGUCAUACUGUGGUGACAGCAUUAAGAAACUGCUCCCUAAGACAUAUCUCCGCAAAAAUGUGGCCCAUGACAUAAGUGUUGCACUAACUCACUUCAAAAACCUUGCGCCCAUGAUGGAUAAAUAUGUUUACAAUGAUGGAACUGCAAAGGACCUGAUGAGUCUAACUGGAACCAUUCCUGUCAUGUAUAGAGACAAGACCUACAACAUCCCGCUGUGCCUGUGGAUUGAGGAAAGCUACCCCCAGACCCCUCCUAUCUGCUAUGUCAGACCGACCAGUGAGAUGAUGAUCCUCAGAGGGAAGUUUGUGUCCAGCAAUGGUGAAGUGGUGCUUCCUUACAUGGAGGAGUGGAAGAGUGGGGAAUGUAACCUAGUGAGCCUACUGCAGGUGAUGAUUACCGUGUUUGAGGACUUUCCUCCUGUAUGUAUGAAGUCUCACCCAGAGCCCGAGCAAACCUCCUGUUGGCUGCAGUUCCACAGACAAUCAGAGGUGCUUUCAAACACAGAUGGAAGUUUGUAUAUGUGUUUGGACAGAGAAGAUGGCCAACCUUUCCAGCAAGAAAAUGAAACCAACUGUUAGUCUUUUUGUGGAAUUUGUCAAUCAUUUUAUUUGCGUGAAGCCUGUUUAUGCACAGUGUCAGAUGGUAUCCAUUGAUUGUUUUAUGUUUCACUGAUUAAUAAUGUCAGUCGUAAAAACAACACUCUGUAUGUCUAUUGUUUAGUUAUUUAGAUUGUAAAUGUCAAGCAGUGCUGAUGAAAAUACAUCAGUUGUGUUUGCCGUGAAUGUACUGCAUUAAUUUUUUUAAUGAUUUUGUUUCAGGUUAAACAACCAACAGUCAAAUUGCUUUACAAGUGACCCAUAAAAUUGUACCUGUGCUGCCGCUCGGUGAAAAGGCAUUUGUGGGGUUGUUAUCUACAAAUGUUUUGGACCUUUGGCCAGUAAAGAGAAAGUUAGUCAUUUGCAGACCACAAACAGAGCCUGGUGCAGUCCAACAAAACAUAGUUUAAUAUACAUAGAGGUGUGUACCUGAUUCUGACCAGUGUUCAGUUAAAAACUGCUAAGUUGUUCACAAAGUUGUUCACGAGCCAAAUUGUUUUUCUUGCUUAUGCAAUUAACAACACAAUCACUUAUUGUGUUUAAAAUUAUUGUGACAUAUUUGGUGAAAAACAAACACACAAGCUAAAUUCUAGGUUAAACACAACUUUUCACAUACAGUCAAAAGUCCAAGCUAUCUUCCGAAACAGGACUGUUUAUUUGCAUCGUGAUAUAAUCUCUUGUGCAAAGUGACUGAUUCAAUCUGGUGAAAUAAAUUAAGUGGCUUAAGUUUGUAUUUAUUAAUGUUUGCCAAUCAAAUCUUUUUUUUUUUAUAAUAAUUACUAAGUAAACUUGAUUUUUUUCCCCCUAAUAUGUGAUGUGUAAAGAAAACUCAUCUAAAAGGGUUUAGACAUUGACUACAAAUGGUUUCAUAGUGUAUCUGUCUUCCUGAAUUCUGAGAUAUGUGAUUGGGGAGAGUUUUUUUAGUGUUCCAUAAAUUGUUUUUUUGUCUAUUCAUCACAAUUUUAGAAGGUCUUUACUUUUUUCUUAUGUUUUCUGCCUUCAUGCAAGUUCAGACCAAAGGGUGAACUUGGGUAAUCUUUGAUAUUUUUUGCAAUUUUGGAUAUCUAUGUAACACACAGGACCAACACAAUAGACUGAAAUUCAGAAAGGCCACAUUGAUUAGUGCUCUUUGCUCCAAAAGACAUGUUCUGCCUGAUUUUGAUCUGAGACAGACUUUGAAAUCUGGGACACUUGUAUUAAAGUUUAAAAAAAAAAAAAAAAGCCUUAAUCACCUGACUUUGUGGAUGCCAAACUUAAUAUCACCAAUUUUUAGAAAUCAGUAUGGGAAAAAAAGACAGGACAAAGAACUCAAGAACAUGUUAUUCAUAGAAAUUUCAUGAAUUCAUAUCCACAUAUAAAGAGUCAUAUUUAUUUAUAAGAAAAUAGGAAAAGUACUAUCUAUAGAAAAAAUGGUGGUGUUAUGGUGUUAAUUCAUUUAAACUCAUUUAAAGAUUUUCUCUCUCCCUUUCUGUUGCCCUCUCUUCCUGAUGCUGUGGUGUCACUGUAUUCUGUUCAAUCUUCAGUGAGAUAAUCACAGGUGAUGAAUAUUUUCAUACUUAAGUAGAAGAAUGACACACAUUUGUACAUGUUG